UAGGGAAGAACGGUUCAUUCUCUUUUCUCACGAAGUACGAUCGACCCCUGAAAGGAGCAAAACCACCAAAAAGUAGCACACAAAAUACGAUCGUUACUAGCGAUAAUCGAAUCCAUAAACCAAAAGCACAGAACCUUAAUUGAAGUUCCCGUUCAACUAUAACAGCUUGAUUUGCAGAGAAAGUAUUAGAGCUCUUACAUCAAACAUCGUCUUCCAAGAUGCACAAGUUGGGUAGAGGCCACCGUGACAAAGUCCAGCAGUUUAUGACCAUAACUGGAGCAAGUGACAAGGUUGCCCUUCAAGUUCUGAAGGCAAAUGAUUGGCAUCUUGAAGGAGCAUUUGAUGUGUUCUACAGCCGACCACAAAUCCAAACGGUCACGGACACUAAACAUUUGGACAAACUUUACAAUAGAUAUAAAGACCCUUAUGUUGAUAUGAUACUCGCAGAUGGUGUAAGUCUCCUUUGCAGUGAUCUCCAGGUGGAUCCUCAAGAUAUAGUUACGUUGGUUGUCUCAUGGCAUAUGAAGGCUGCAACGAUGUGUGAAUUUUCCAAGCAGGAGUUCAUUGGUGGAUUACAAGCACUAGGGAUAGAUUCUUUGGACAAGUUCCGCGAAAUAAUACCAUUCAUGCGCUCCGAGUUAAAAGAUGAACAAAAGUUCCGUGAAAUUUAUAAUUUUGCUUUUGGCUGGGCAAAGGAAAAGGGUCAGAAAUCAUUGGCAUUAGAUACAGCAAUUGGAAUGUGGCAGUUACUGUUUGCCGAAAAGAAGUGGCCAUUGGUUGAUCACUGGUGUCAGUUCUUACAGGUGAAGUAUAACAAAGCAAUCUCUAGAGACACAUGGUGUCAACUACUGGAAUUUGCAAGGACUGUAAAUCCUUCGCUAUCAAAUUAUGAUGCUGAAGGUGCCUGGCCUUAUCUCAUCGAUGAAUUUGUCGAGUUCUUGACUGAGAACAGCAUUGUGCAGAAGGGUGAGUGUAACGAUUGGAGCCAAAAUCAAUGAUGAGCUGCUGCUGGUGUUUGUUGAUGUUGGGAAUACUCUUAGUUUGGAUUUAGUUGUUCAAUUUAUUAUCUUCAGAAACAAGACAAGACGGGCGAAAAAAGAAGGAAAGAGAGAAAAUACUCCCUAUUGGAAAACACAUUUGUGGACCAAAAAUUAGUUCACUGCAUUUUUAUGUAGCUGGAUAUGAUAUCUACAGCAUUGUGAAUUUAUUGGGCAGGACAGUUUCUGGAUUUUGCUGUGGAACUUUUUUUUUCAGUUUAUUAGUGUUACCUCUAA
Molecule: messenger RNA, 1274 nt
Organism: Tripterygium wilfordii
Lineage: Eukaryota; Viridiplantae; Streptophyta; Magnoliopsida; Celastrales; Celastraceae
Product: DCN1-like protein 2
Exons: 11
Coding region: 219-998 (259 amino acids)
Biological process (GO): positive regulation of ubiquitin-protein transferase activity; protein neddylation
Cellular component (GO): ubiquitin ligase complex
Molecular function (GO): ubiquitin conjugating enzyme binding; ubiquitin-like protein binding; cullin family protein binding
Source: RefSeq, a predicted model, not a curated record